Messenger RNA from Daktulosphaira vitifoliae (grape phylloxera), 1667 nucleotides. RefSeq names its product legumain-like. NCBI's taxonomy places the organism in Eukaryota, Metazoa, Arthropoda, Insecta, Hemiptera, Phylloxeridae. Gene Ontology annotation, biological process: vacuolar protein processing. Gene Ontology annotation, molecular function: cysteine-type endopeptidase activity. The coding region runs from base 137 to 1528 and encodes 463 amino acids. The record is from RefSeq and is a predicted model, not a curated record. The transcript has 12 exons.
AAAACAUUAUUAUCUUCCAAGCUGUUAAAAGAAAAACAUCGCCACACUUUAAAAAAAAUUAGUCUAUUCUCAUUAAUAUAAACUAUAAAAUACUAGAAGUACAGAAGAUUGUUUUAUGUAACAUAAUUCUUAUACAAUGGGUAAAUAUUGUUUGUUAAUAAUAUUAAUUUUGGCGAUGAAUGCAUUUGAUUCUUUUUGUAAUAAAACCGAAGAAAAUUGUAUUUUUGGAAAAAAAUGGGUUCUUCUUGUGGCUAGCUCAGAAGGUUGGUGGAACUACAGACAUCAGGCCGAUGUUGCCCAUGCCUACCAAAUUGUCAAGAGAAAUGGUAUACCAGAUGAAAAUAUUAUUGUAAUGAUGGUCAAUGAUGUUGUAAAUAGUACAAACAAUCCAGCUCCAGGAACAUUGAUUAAUCAGCCUAAUGGAACCGACGUAUACAAUGGCAUUAAAUUAGAUUACUCUGGUAAAGAUGUAUCAAGUCGAAAUUUUCUGAACAUUUUAAAAGGCAAUAAAAAAGCUAUGUCCAAUAUUGGAUCGGGUCGAGUUAUUAAAAGUGGACCACGUGAUAACAUAUUCAUUAACAUUGUGGAUCAUGGUUCAGCUGGUUUACUAGCAUUUCCAAAUGAUUUAUUGUAUGCCGAUAAAUUAAUCAACGCCCUUAAAUAUAUGUACGCCAAAAGAAAUUAUCACAAGAUUGUAUUUUAUAUCGAAGCAUGCGAAGCUGGCUCAAUGUUUGACGGAUUACUUGAUGAUGAAAAAUCAGUUAUCGCAAUCACGGCAUCGGGUCCCAGGGAAAGUUCAUAUGGAUAUUAUUGUGGAGUAGAAGAAUGUGGAGAUUACAACACGUGUCUUGGGGAUUUAUUCAGUAUAUCUUGGAUGGAAAAUUUAGAUGAGAUUAUUUUUGAAACAACUACGAAAUCAAGAACAAUUUUCAGAGAUUUUGAAGAGUCUCGAACUGCUGUGACUCAAAGUAAUGUAAUGGUUUAUGGAGAUUUUCAUGUGGGCUACGAAAAACUAUCCUCAUUUAUAGGAUUUCUCGAUGAUAAGCACGUUUUAAAAAAAAGCGAUAAGGAUCCUAAAUUGUAUAAUAUAAAUUCAGCAAUAUCUAGUCGCGAAAUAACAGAAAUAUUUCUGCAACGUCAAUUGUUGAAAUCCAAUGACUCUACAAGAUCGUUAAAAGAAAAAAUACUGCUUAUAAGUCAAAUGAAAUCAGUUAUUGAUGCAACAAUAAAACAAAUUUAUGAAUAUAUAGUUCAGAUAUUACCUGAUAUUUCAGAAAAAAUUGGAACAAUUGAAAACCCUGAAUCCAUGAGACUAUCUAUGGAAACAUUUCAAUGUUAUAGGAGUAUAUUAAACAAAAUUACAGAAAAAUGUUUUUCUAUUCCCAAGAAUCCAUAUUUAUUAAAAUAUUUGGUAGUGUUCGCCAAUAUUUGCGUGAUUGAUAAAAAUGCAGAUGAUACAGUGAUCAAAGUCAUUGAUACAAUAUGUUCAAGGGUAAAAAUACCGAAAAACCUUGUUGAUAUUCAUUAACAAAUGUAUUAGUAUGUUUUUUCAAAACUUACUAAUCAAAUAUAUAUAGACGAUGAAUACCAUAUUUUUAAUUUUAUAUAAUUUAUAGUUAAACAAUGUUUAUUAUACUUACUACAUGUUAAAUAAAUAAUAUAACAUA